CCUGGUAGAUGCAGGAUAUACCAAUCGCUUCUGCGCUGAGAUUGUGUCUCAUGCUUCUGAUCGCCCAAAUCGCCGUUACGGAUUGAUCUUGCGUUGUUCCCUACCGCUAAUUAUAUAUCUGCCUGAGACGUUGCAGCCAUGACGAGACCACAGAUCAUUCGUGCUGAUACCAUUGACCUUCAAAGUCAACAGCAAGAAGCCUCAGCUCAGGACCAUACACGGCAACAGACGCGUCCAGCUGGGCCCGGCCGACCAGCGCCCCACCAAGAACAGUCAAUGCGCCAUGCAGAACGUGAUACGAGAGGAGAGAUCCAUAGCGCGGGACCAGGCGACGAACAUCAAAAUGGAGUGGAUAUCUAUGACGAACCAGAUGAGAUGGCCUCAGAGGACGGAGGAAAUGGAAAUUACGGCAAUGGCGCAGGUGGAGGAUCUGCGGAGGAGGAAGAGCUUGUUGACGGAGAAGGAGACGACCUCCUGGACGACGAUAUGAUGGAUAAGAUUUCGAGUUCUCCUUCUAUUGACGAUGAGGAUAUCGAUUUCGAGUUUGUCUAUGCGCUUCACACGUUUGUUGCGACGGUCGAGGGACAAGCAAACGCGACAAAGGGAGAUACCAUGGUCCUGCUUGACGACAGCAACAGUUAUUGGUGGCUCGUACGUGUUGUUAAAGACGGAAGCAUUGGUUAUCUUCCGGCCGAACAUAUCGAAACACCAACUGAAAGACUUGCCCGGUUGAACAAACACCGGAACAUUGACCUCUCGGCAACAAUGCUUGGGGACAACCAUGAAAAGUCCAAAAACCCUCUCAAGAAGGCAAUGCGCCGGAGGAAUGCCAAGACAGUCACCUUUACAGCUCCCACGUAUGUUGAGGCAUCUGAUGUCGAAUACUCAACAGACGAGGAACAGGAUGAACAUGAUUAUUUCGACGACAACGUGGAAGUAUCCAGCCGAGAUGCCCAAGAUGUGCAUGAAGAGCAGGAUCCCGACAUUGUCGUCCAACCUUUGAGGCCAAAGCAAUCCAAGGAAAAGACAGCUGAGGAGAUUGAUGCCUCGCAAGAUGCUCAGGAGUCAGAUCCUACAACUUCGGAGAAUCCCCGGACAAGCGAGGAGAUGCUUGAUGCACAGGAGCCUACGGUGAGCAGAUCCAGAAAUGGAACCGUGCGAAACACGGAUUCUUUCUUCAAAGACGACAGUGUAGAAACGAAGAAGAUAUCUCUUACACCAAACCUUCUGCGGGAUGACUCGGCUGCAAACGGUCUUUCCACUGAGGCAAAAGAGAGUCGUGAAAGCAUGGAGAGAAUUGAAAAGGAGCUGGCUGCGGGAGACAAGGACAAAGAGAAGGACAAAGACGAUAAGAAGCGCAAGGACAAGAAGUCCGGUAUGCUCAGUGGCCUUUUCAAGAGGAAGGAUAAGAAGAGCAAAACGGCCGAAGAUGAGGGCGAAGAGCACGGGAAAUCCUCUGAGGAGCUCUCUCGUUCGUCACCACCGCCGAAGACAUCGUCCGAGUCUCUCGAAUCCCGCUCUCCGAAAGCUCAAGGUCCACAACGACAGACCAGCAAGUUACAGAAACAGCCACCUGUCGAGGCAUCGUCUACGAAUGAAGUGCAGCAAGUAUCUGCCGGUCAGGAAGCUUCUAGCGACAAGAUCUCUCCGACGAAAGAGAACUUUGGCCCAUCAAUCCGCCAGGUUACGUCUUCGCAAAUGGAAGAUGUUCCAGAACCGCAACCCCUUCGUUUGCGCACUUCUGAGGCUGCUUCGAAGGAACAAACGAAGGUCGAUGUGGAUAUAUACUCUCCGAACAAGUCUAAUUUCAGUGCUUCUGUGCAACCGGCCGUGGAUCGGUCGAAACCAAGAGACACUGAACCGCGACAGGGCCCUAUGGCCCAGAUGGCGCCGAAACAGGCCGGACUCCGGGUGUCUCCGCCGCAACAUCCCCAAAAGGGACAGAGUGCCGCGCGGGUGUCACCGGUGGAUGUAUCGCCUAUAGACACCCAGUCAUCCACACAACCUCCUGGCCUAAUGGCCGAUACUUCGUCGCCGGAAGAGCAGCCUGUAUCCCCUCUGUCAUCGCCUUCUCCUGAACUUGUCGAGGCGCCCGAGUCUAAGCACGAAGAUGGAGCUCCCGACACCGCCCCCUCUUCAUCUGCCCCGACUCCUACGUGGAGCGAUGCUAGCCUGCUAUCCUACUUGGAAAAUGAGAAUGACAUCCGGGACUUGCUCAUCAUUGUUCAUGACAAGUCCAAUGUACCACCGGCCGGACCCGAUCAUCCUAUCACCGGUAGUCUCUUCAAGGAAGAAAGCAGGCGGCUCAAAGAGAUGUCUGGUCAACUUGAUGACCUGCUAGGGAAAUGGAUAUCCCGCAAGACUGAGAAGGUCGCGGUCAAAUAAAGUAUUCAGGAAGGUGCUUGAGAAAGCUCUUCUUGCAACGAAACGACAGCUAUUUGGAGCUGUUCAUGAUGAUUUUAUCCGAUGCGAACCGCCCAACUUUCUUUUCCUCCUUUCUUUCUUAACCUACUAUUUCACCUGGGCAUGCUUCGUUCCUACUUUUACCCCUUUUCAUUUCAGUUCUCUGACGGUUUGGACGUCCGGCUUCUUUGUUCAUUCCUCUAAAUAC
Messenger RNA from Paecilomyces variotii, 2611 nucleotides. RefSeq names its product putative SH3 domain protein. The record is from RefSeq and is a predicted model, not a curated record. Gene Ontology annotation, molecular function: protein binding. Gene Ontology annotation, biological process: establishment or maintenance of actin cytoskeleton polarity. The transcript is spliced from 7 exons. Bases 139 to 2385 code for a protein of 748 amino acids. Lineage: Eukaryota; Fungi; Ascomycota; Eurotiomycetes; Eurotiales; Thermoascaceae. Gene Ontology annotation, cellular component: cell tip; microtubule cytoskeleton.